Molecule: messenger RNA, 6386 nt
Organism: Carassius carassius (crucian carp)
Lineage: Eukaryota; Metazoa; Chordata; Actinopteri; Cypriniformes; Cyprinidae
Product: sucrase-isomaltase, intestinal-like
Biological process (GO): carbohydrate metabolic process
Molecular function (GO): alpha-1,4-glucosidase activity; carbohydrate binding
Source: RefSeq, a predicted model, not a curated record
AUGGACACAACACAAGAUGUGGCAAAAGUUGAUCAGAUGAGCCAGAUCUACAGAUAUGUCAUAGUUGAACGAGAUGCUCACGGUGUUGCCACUGAUGUGACGAUCAAAGAGUCCUUCAUUGGAUUUCGUGAAGUUAAGGACUCAUCGGCCAGCGAGCUUACUCGGGAGAUUGUUGCGUCUGUGGAGGACAACGGCUUAGACCUUUCCAAGUGCAGAGGGCAAGGGUACGACGGUGCCGCAAAUAUGCGCGGCAUAUACAGUGGUGUCCAAGCAAGGAUAGCUGCCAAGGAGCCAACUGCCGUGUAUGUACACUGUGCAUCACAUAAUUUGAAUCUCAUCUUUGAUGCGGUGAAGAUACAAGAAGCACUCCCUUCUGACAGCCUUCCUCUGCCAUUUCUCUCCAUCUCCUUCUCUGUCUUUAUCCUGACAGCAAGACUUUCUGAGCGUGCCUUGACACAGCACACCAACAUUUCUGAUGCAGUCUCUGGUCGUGAGAUGGCAAAGCAGCGCUUCUCCGGGCUGGAAGUAUCCCUGAUGGUGAUGUUUGCUUUGGUAAUGGUGGUGGCCAUUGCAAUGGUCAUUUUAGUGGCCACUGGGGAGCCAGGGACGAUCAAACAUGAUUCCGGAUCUGAUCCAGACAUUGUCCCAGAAUGUCCCAGCAUUCCAGAGGGAGAGAGAGUGGACUGUUUCCCGGAUGAUGGAGCUUCCAGGCAAAAAUGUCUGGAAAGAGCUUGCUGCUGGAGCCCCCUGAACGAGACUAAUGUCCCCUGGUGCUUCUUCUCCAAAAACCACGGUUACAGCGUGGUCAGCGAAAGCAAGCCAGACAGUACACAUAUUGAGGCUAAGCUGACAAGAAUGGAUGCUCCAUCUCUUUUUGGAGCUGAUAUUAAAGAUUUGACCUUCUAUGCUGAAAUGCAGACAGAAAACCGUCUUCGAUUUAAGAUCACUGAUGCCAGUAAAGCCAGGUUUGAGGUUCCUCACGAGCAUGUGCAAUCGCUUUCUGACACUCCCAACGGUCCCCUAAAAUAUAGAUUGGAGCUGAUCCAGAAACCCUUUGGGCUGAAAGUUUGGAGAGCAACAUCUCCUGAAAAACUCCUGUUUGACACAACCAUUGGGCCACUGGUUUUUGCUGAUCAGUACCUUCAGCUCUCGGCUAAACUCCCCUCUCACAAUAUCUAUGGACUUGGAGAGCAUGUCCAUCAGACCUUCCGCCAUGACACCAACUGGAGGACCUGGCCUAUCUUCACAAGAGCUGCUUUUCCCAAUGGAGGCACACAUAACCUGUAUGGACAUUACCCCUAUUUCACAUGUCUGGAAGAUACGAGCGGCCAAACCUUUGGAGUUUUCCUCAUGAACAGCAAUGCUAUGGAGGUGACAAUCCAGCCUGCUCCGGCCAUAACUUUCCGGACUAUUGGAGGGGUUCUGGAUUUCUACAUCCUGGUUGGAGAAACACCAGAGGCAGUGGUGGAUGAGUUCACGAAGCUGAUUGGCAGAGCUUUCAUCCCUCCAUACUGGUCUCUGGGCUUCCAGCUCUCUCGCUGGGACUACGGCAGCUUGGAGGAGGUGAAGAAAGUGGUUGAGAGAAAUCGACAGGCUGGUCUUCCAUAUGAUGUCCAUUACACUGAUAUUGACUACAUGGAGAACAACAAGAUCUUCACCUAUGAUACGGAUAAAUUUGCAGAGCUGCCUCACUUUGCUGACUACAUGCAUGAUAAAGGGCAGAAAUACAUUGUCAUACUGGAUCCUGCCGUAUCCACAGGUCAAAGGAUAAAUGGACCCUAUGAGGCACUUGAGAGAGGACAUGCGGCUAAGGUUUGGGUCACUGAGCCAGAUGGGCUAACACCUCUACUGGGAGAGGUAUGGCCAGGGGAAACUGUGUUUCCUGACUACACUAACCAGGUUUGCAUUGAUUGGUGGGUUGAUGAAAUUUUGCGUUUCCACAAGGAAGUCAAGCAUGAUGCUCUCUGGAUUGACAUGAAUGAGGUGGCCAAUUUCGUGAAAGGAGGCAUCAAAGGCUGUGCUGAUAACAAACUCAACUAUCCUCCAUUCACCCCACGUAUCCUUGAUGAUCUGAUGUACAGUAAGACCUUAUGCAUGGAUGCUAAACACAAAUGGGGGGACCACUAUGAUGUCCACAGUCUCCAUGGGUACUCUAUGGUCCUGGCUACUGACAAGUAAGUGUUGGUUUUUCCACACUCUGUAUGCAGAAUAUUUCCUAUGCUCCGUUCCAUGGUCUUUACCCGCUCCUCAUUCCCAGGGGUGGGCAAGUACUCUGGGCACUGGUUGGGCGACAACAGCGCCAACUGGAAUGACAUUAAGUGGGCGAUACCCGGCAUGCUGGAGUUUAACCUCUUCGGAAUCCCUUACAUCGGUGCGGAUAUCUGUGGGUUCUUUGACAACUCGACGGAGGAGCUUUGCACACGUUGGAUGCAAGUGGGCGCAUUCUACCCCUUCAGCCGUAACCACAAUGCAAAAGGUUUUGCAGACCAGGACCCUGCAGCAUACGGCUUUGGCUCUCUCUUGGUGAACACCUCAAGGCAUUACCUGAACAUCAGAUACAUGCUCUUGCCUUACCUCUACACUCUGUUCUACAAGGCCCAUGUUAACGGAGAGACUGUAGUCCGUCCCUUAAUGCACGAGUUCUAUUCUGACAGUGAAACCUGGGCAGUACACAAACAGUUCAUGUGGGGAUCAUAUCUACUCAUUACACCUGUGCUGGAUCCUGGUGUUGAAAUUGUGGAGGCCUAUAUUCCAGAUGCCAUCUGGUAUAACUUUGAGACGGGGGUAAAGAUUACAGAACGCAAAUCAACAAUUAACAUGCACCUGCCAGCUGAUAGAAUUGGUUUACACCUGAGAGGCGGAGGCAUUCUGCCCAUACAAAGACCAAACGUCACAACUACAUACAGCCGGCUUCAUCCCAUGGGACUGAUCGUUGCACUCGAUGACAACAAGGCUGCGUCAGGCGAGCUAUUUUGGGAUGAUGGAGACUCUCGAGAUCCAAACAACUUGAAGUAUGAGAAGAUCACAGUGAUGGGAGUGAACAGCACACCUGCUCUCGUGCUUGUGUCGGAUGGCAACUUCGUUAUCACUCUGAAUGAGUCCCAGAUUGAUUAUGAUUCUUCCACGAGGGUACUACAUCUGAAAAAUCUGGAGCUGCAACUGGGGAAGAACUACACAGUCAGCUGGGAGGUCAAAAACUCUGUAAAUAUUGAUUGUUACCCUGAAGGGGAUGAAGAUCAGGCCAAAUGCGAAGCCCGGGGCUGCAUCUGGGAGCUAUUAAGUAAUCCUCAGUGUUAUUAUGCCGAGAACCACGGCUACAUCACCACCAACAAGGUUGAGACAUCUAGUGGCAUCACUGUAGAUAUAGACCGCAAUACCGAAUUCCCAAGUCACCGUUCUCUAUCUCGAGACAUCAGCAAGCUACGGGUGGAUAUCACAUACAUGAGUGGAAGAAGCCUACAUUGGAGGAUCUUCGACCCAUACAAUGCACGCUAUGAGGUCCCUGUUCAUCUUGACCUGCCUGCCAUGCCAGAAACAAAGAAACCAAGAGAGUAUAGGGUUCAGAUCCAUGACAAACCAUUUGGAAUCCAAGUGAUCAGAAAGGAAACAAAUGAAAUUAUAUGGGACUCUGCCGUGCCGGGGUUUACAUUCUCUGAUCAGUUCCUUCAGAUCUCCACACGCCUUCCCUCAGACUAUGUCUAUGGUUUUGGUGAAACCGAACACCCCACCUACAAACAUGACCUCAACUUCCACAAAUAUGGCCUGUUUGCGAAAGAUCAGCCUCCAGGGUAUAAGCUGAACAGUUAUGGAGUCCAUCCUUUCUACAUGGGUCUGGAGAAAUCAACAAGUGCUCAUGGCGUGCUCCUGCUUAACAGCAAUGCUAUGGAUGUGACCUUCCAGCCUACUCCAGCUCUGACCUACCGCACCAUCGGAGGUAUCUUGGACUUCUACAUGGUGAUGGGACCCACUCCAGAAGAAGUGGUUCAGCAGUACACUGAGAUGAUCGGCCGCCCGGUUCUUCCGGCCUACUGGUCGCUCGGAUUCCAGCUUUGCCGCUAUGGCUAUGCCAACGAUAAAGAGAUCGCAGAUCUUUACAGAGACAUGAAAGCAGCUAAAAUACCUUACGAUGUGCAAUAUGCAGACAUUGAGUACAUGGAGAGGCAAAUGGACUUUACGCUGGACCAAGUGAACUUUAAAGAACUGCCUGCUCUGGUGGACGAGAUGAGGGCUGAGGGAAUGCGUUUCAUCUUCAUCCUGGACCCAGCGAUAGCAGGCAAUGAGACAAAAUCCUACCCUGCAUUUGAUACCGGGAUUGAAAAAGACGUUUUCAUCAAAUGGCCCCCUGAGCUCAGCAAUGACAUUGUGUGGGGAAAGGUAUGGCCUGAUUAUCCCAAUGUCACUGUGGACAAUUCUUUGGACUGGGAUACUCAAGUAGAGCUAUUCAGAGCUUUCGCUGCGUUCCCUGAUUUCUUCAAGAACAGUACAGCAGAGUGGUGGGGAGAGCAGAUUAAAGACUUUUACAACAACAUCAUUAAGUUUGACGGACUUUGGAUCGACAUGAAUGAGCCAGCCAGUUUCGUGCAUGGAACCGUUGGAGAAAAUUGUCUAGGGAAUGAUGGUUUGGAAAAUCCUCCAUACAUGCCCUCACUGGAGUCCAAGCUCAGAGGUCUGAACCAUAAGACUUUAUGCAUGAACAGUGAGCAGAUCCUUGCCAGUGGCACACGUGUUAAGCAUUAUGAUGUCCACAACUUGUACGGCUGGUCUCACACGAAACCCACUUACGAUGCUUUGCUUAGUACCACUGGAAAGAGAGGUGUCGUAGUUACCCGUUCAACAUACCCAUCUAGUGGGCGCUGGGCAGGACAUUGGCUGGGAGACAACUACUCUGCCUGGGACCAACUUCUGAAGUCCAUUAUAGGCAUGAUGGAGUUCAGCAUAUUUGGCAUCCCUUAUACUGGUGCUGAUAUCUGUGGCUUCUUUAAUGUUGCUGAUUAUGAGAUGUGCCAUCGUUGGAUGCAGCUUGGAGCUUUCUAUCCAUUCUCUAGAAACCACAACACCAUCAACAUGCCAAGGCAGGAUCCCGUAGCCUGGGGGCCGGAUUUUGCUGCCAUGUCUCGGGAUGUGCUGAACAUUCGCUAUACCCUCCUGCCGUAUUUGUACACAUUGAUGUAUGAAGCCCACGUUCAUGGGAACACUGUGGUCAGACCGCUGUUGCACGAGUUUGUCACUGAUGAAAAAACAUGGGACAUCGACAGACAGUUCCUCUGGGGUCCCUCUCUUCUAAUCACACCGGCUUUGGACCCGGGUGUUACUGUGGUCAGGGGAUACGUGCCAAAUGACCGCUGGUAUGAUUACCACACGGGUAAAGCUGUUGGAGUGCAAGGACAGUUUGUGGAUAUGGAUACACCGUUAACAAAAAUUAACUUGCAUGUGAGAGCAGGACACAUCCUGCCCUGGCAGAAACCAGAGAACAACACACACUACAGUCGUCUGAAUCCAUUGGGUCUGAUUGUUGCUCUUAAUGAAGGUGUAGCAAAUGGAUCCCUGUUCUGGGAUGACGGAGAGGGAAUUAAUACUGUUCAGAAUGGACAAUACCUCUUGACAACUUUCUCUGUGUUUGAUCGGAAUCUUACCAGCAAGGUUUCUGUAAAUGGGCUGGCCGAGGCUGACCGACUGACCCUGGGUGUCGUGAGGGUUUGGGGUGUAACAGAGGAUGUCUCUCAGGUUAACAUGAAAGUGGCUGGGAAGCUUGACACCACCUUGGAUCACCACUAUAACCCUGAGAUUCAAGAGCUGCAGUUUGACGCAACAUCAUUAUCUCACACCAUUGAAAAGUCUUUCACAAUCAUCUGGACCAAAACUUAGUCAUGGACUGUCUACGGAGACCAGCUUGAGCCAAGAGUAAUCACAAUUAUUUCUGUCUAUUUAUGAAUGUUCAGUCAACUAGUAAUUUGUUUAGCAUUUCCCCUGGAAGCUUUUUAUGGUAGAUAUCGUCAGGGCUUAAAACGUUAAAUGUUUUGUUGAUGUCUUUUUGGUCUGGAUCUCAUAUUAGAAAUAGAUUGUGGUUGUGCAACGAUAGGCCUAACUUGGAAGGCAUUCUGCAAUGCUGGCAUUUGGGGAAGAGGGAAUACAACGAUAACCCUUAAUUAUUGAUAAUCACAGCUUUUUAAUGAGAAAACCUCGUAGUGGCGGCUACCUGCUGGGCGUGCUUCACGCACUACUACAGCAUGAUGUAAUGAUACAAUAAUCAAUUAUUCAUUCUACAGUAAACAUAAUGAUAUCAAUUAAGCAAUGGAGGCUGUAAAUUGAUUUCUUCUCUAACUGGCAAUCAUCACGAGCUGGAGAGCUGUGCCUUCGAUAUUUAGAUGCUAGACAAAAACAGUGAU